Messenger RNA from Musca domestica (house fly), 2861 nucleotides. RefSeq names its product resistance to inhibitors of cholinesterase protein 3 (gene RIC-3). The coding region runs from base 420 to 2105 and encodes 561 amino acids. NCBI's taxonomy places the organism in Eukaryota, Metazoa, Arthropoda, Insecta, Diptera, Muscidae. Gene Ontology annotation, cellular component: intracellular membrane-bounded organelle; neuronal cell body; neuron projection. The transcript has 12 exons. The record is from RefSeq and is a predicted model, not a curated record. Gene Ontology annotation, biological process: synaptic transmission, cholinergic; protein localization to cell surface.
GCUGGCGGACUUGCUUAUGGCCGAAAGGCAGGGACGGACGCAUAGAAAUGGACUUGCCAGUUUGACAGAGUGUUCGUUUUAAGAGAUAACCGUAGUUGCUGAAAUUCGCUUGCCUUGGCCACUUCGAACGGUUUUUUGAAAUGCAAAAAUGUUUUGCAUUUGAUUAAACCAAGACGACAUAAGAAAACCCCCACUCAAAAAUCGUAACAAUAAUAAUGCAAGUGAUUAUAAAAAAUAAACAACGGUACAAUUAACCCUAAUUAAUAAUUAAGAAAGAGGACGAAGGAGAGAAAAAAAAACUAAACAAAUUACUAAAAAUUCUAAGUAAAACCAACAAAAACUAACUAACACUAACACAUACAGUUAUAAAAAAAAACAAACAAACGUCAAAGUCUAUAAAUAACGCUCAAGAGAGAACUAUGCCUGCUCAGACAUCAACAAGAAUGCCGACCCGGCAGGAACAACAACAUCAACAGCAGCAGAGAAAGCCGUCACAUCCGAUUUAUGCCAAUGAAGGUCUAAGUCCCAAGAAAACAGCUUUAAUUAUUGUAACAGUUGUCGGUUGCAUUGCCAUAUUAUGGCCGAAGGUUUUCUAUCCCAUGAUGUUCGGUGGAAGUGCAGUGGCCACAAAUAAGGCCAAUAUGAAAGAACCACAUCGUGGACCUGGAGGUUGUUGUGACGUGGUACUUAACAGGGAGGAAUUUUUCAAUGUUACCUCGACGAAAACUAAAAAGCCAGCAACGGAAGAUCCCGUUGUCUUUGGACCACAGCUAUAUCGUAAAAGUCUAAAUAUUUACACCGGCGAAAUAAGUAUACGACAGGAACGUCCGGCUCAUUUGCAUCCUGACUCGGUUUAUCAGGCUAUGCGAGAACGUGGCCGCGCCAUACCAGCCACACCAACAAUACCCAUUGUUGAGCGUAAAACAUCGCCAAGUAAUCCACCACCACGCAUUGUUGAAGGCAGGCCUGGCCCAAUACCUGGCAUGCGUCCACCCAUGGGUGCGGGUGCAAUGCAUCAGCCACAAGCGAAAGGCAACCAAAGUGUGGGUAUUCUAAUGCCACUGUACACCAUAGGCAUUGUUAUAUUCUUCGGUUAUACUAUCGUUAAGAUAGUCUUCAAGAAGCCAGUACCAAAUGCACCCUAUGGCCCGGCACCUUCAGAUCCCAAUUUCAGAAAAGAUGUAUUCGGACAUGAAAAUGGUAGACAUGUUGAGGAUUUGAAUGGAUCUAAACUGGGAUGGCGAGAACAUCAAACAAGAACUAAAUAUCCUGAUAGCUUACAUCAGCAACAACAACAUCGUAAUAAGGCCAGCGAUUUGUAUAAUGCCACCCUGUCGGGCCAAGCAGCUGCCACUAAUCUAUCGUCAUCUCUGAAACACCAACACCAAAUUCAGGCCCCACCACAAAUUACUACCGCAUCUAAGGAUACGGAAAAAUUAAUGGAAAUCGAGAAACUGCGUAAGAAGUUGGAGGAUACCGAAAAGGCCAUGGCCAAGUUAAUUGCCGAAAUGAAUUCCGAUCAAUAUGAAGCUAAGAAAAAUUCCAACGAAAAUUCGACCACGAACCAACAACAAAAAGAAAACAUUUCCAAUGGGCAUGCAAACAUUCAGGAGACAACAUCAACUGGAGACGAUAGUAAGGUAGACGAAACAGAGCAUAAGAAAUCGGAAGAGGCAACGGACGAUAAGCGUAAGAAGAGAGAAGGAAGUGCUGAUCGAACAGUUUCGGUUCUUGGAAUGGAAGUAACAGCCAGUGUUGAGGGAGGCCACAAAUGGUCUGGUCGUCCUCCAACUCCGGUACUGUCACACCAUCAUGAACAUUCCAAGUCUGAGGAUGACAAGCCAGAACCCCAGUCAAUAUAUUUGGAAGGCUCCUUGGCGCACGAUUCUCAAAUCUUGGUUUCCGAUUCGGAAAUCAAACAGGAAGAAGUUUAUGAUGCUGAACUUAAUGGAUCGGCCGAAGAACCAGCUGUUAUACUGAGUAGUAAAAUGACAUUGUCGCUGAUCAAUCUGGAUAAUAAAACUGAGCUGAAAAAACCAACUAGUCCCGAGGUAGAAAGUCCUUUGGCUGAUGAUAUUGAAAUAAUUGGUCAUGACCUUAACUAAAUAUCGCAAUGGUUGAAAUGUGUGAAAUGGUUUUUAACAAAGAACAACAAAAAAUAUAUAACCCCUGGACAUGAUGAUGUUAUCUGGAAAUUAGGAAAAGAAAACAGAAAACGAUUUAAAACACAAUGACUGAUUUAUGAAAAAUUAAUUGCAAAACAAAAAUUAUGUUGGCCUCCUUUUUUACUAUUUUCACACAGUUAUAUUCGUAGAAAAUGAGAAAAAAAACAAAUAUCCAGUACUUCCGUUAUAAGGAACUUGUGUAAAUGUUGCCAAAUGUUUUUUACUCUGUUUUUUUAUUAUUUUUAUUUCAUUGCAAAGAUCCUGUAUGCAGGGUACAAUUGCGAAGGUAAACAUGUUUCAGGGUUGACGUUAUGAUAUCCCCAAUAAUUUGCCACUUGUCGCCCGCCAAACCUUUUGGUGUAUCCACAAAACGAGGUUGCCAUAUAUUAUUUCUCCAAGAAAAGAGUUUACCUUCUUAAUUGUAUCAUGUUUCUAUGCAUUUUUUAAAUAGUUUGUAGAAUUUUGUUUUUUUUUUUUUUAAUUUUUAUUCAUCAGACUCUGUGUAUGCUCAAAAAAUCUAUAAAACUUUAAUCUAUCGACCCAGAAAUUAUUUCUAAAAGAAAAUGAAUUGUAUGCCAAAUAUUCUUAGUAUUCAACGAGAAUUAAAAUACAAAUUUUAUAAAAAAAACCAAAACUCGUAAAUAAAAAUGAUUAUAUUCUUUAUUGUCCCACUUCCAUUAUUUUGUGCAAAAAUUA